UUAAAAUAAAAAUAUUAGAUCGACAUUAUGUAAUAAAAUUUAUUCUAACAUUGAGGGCGGCGCGAUAAAUAAUGCUUAAGGCGGCAUCGAGUCUAAAUUCGUCACUGCUCUAUUUUAUUGAUUAAAUCAAAUGUUGUUGUGGAAACAAUCUUUUUAUCGAUUCAAUAAAUAUACCUGUCUAAUUUAUUACAACGCUUAUGUAUUUAGACUUCGAUUCAAAAUUCCUACUAAAUGACCAAUAAUUUCUACAAAACUUUGGUAUUUGUUUGUAUGACGUGUUUAAAGCGGCAAUUUUAAAGUUAUGUAGUUUUGUUCGUUGUUGUUUUCAAUAAUGAAGAGAAUAAAAUUUUGAGUCUUACUCCUGAGCUUGGUAAACACACAAAUAAAACUGGUAAGAAAGCAAAGUAGAAGAGAAUUACAAAUAAACUAUUACAUCAUGUAUGUCAAUGGAUUUGAGGUUAAUAGGAGUCGAAUCGGGAGUCAAAGGAAGCCAAUAAAGAAGACCAAAGAAUCUAAUUUUAAUAGGCGUCAUAAAGAAAUAAUAAAGUUAAAUUACAGUUCCAAGAAACUGAAUGCAAAAAGAAAUUUAAUUUUAAGACAUUUCGAUUUAUAUACAUUAAGAAAGGUUUUUAAUAAAUCUUUUGUGUUAGAUAAAGCAUGUAGAGAAAUCGAAGAUGAAAUUUUUUUUGAUCAAUAUUUAUCAGAAGAUUCUGGUGAGCUUAUCAUAGAAAAUGAUAAAGAUUUUAAAAUGAUAGCUAGGCUAAAAUCACAAAAAUUUAAAGCUGGUUUUAAAGUCGAUGAAAAAUUUAAAGUCGUAAAACAAUCAGAUAACGAUUCAAGUACAGAAAUUAAUUUGGACAGUAAUGAUCAGAUGAAUGUGAUCACGCUGGUGCUGUCGACGAUUUGGAUUUGGAAAAUUUAUUAGUAAUGAUGGCACUGUCUUCGAAACCCGAACUGGAUGGAGUUGGAAUUAAGUUGCUUAAUAAUGAAAACGAGAAACAAAAUCAAUUUGCUAAAGAUUUUGUUCCUUUAGCGUUACCUUCGAACAUUUGCAAUGAAAUCAGUAAUGUUUUGAAAAUAGUCCCGUUUAGGCUAGAAAUGAACAAUCGCAAAAUGUAUCUUUCGAUGAAAUAUGUCCGAAAAUGGAAAACUUAUGUCAAAAGAAAACAAGAUUUUUUUGUUGAACAAAGAAAAAAAACGUUAAAUACAUUUUUUGAAAAGUUAGAGAAGAAAAAAUCUAAUAUUAAUCAAGCAAAAGAUUACACAAGUAGAGCAAAGUCUCAGGUUAAAGACUACAAAACUUAUCAACAAAGGUACAAAGUUCAAAAACACAUAAUUGCUUUACAAAAGGCUAAACUUGAAGAACAGAAUAGAAUUAUAGAAGAAUUGAAAUACAACAAAAUUCUAGAAGCUUCGCGACAGUCAGUCGAUGAAAUGAGAGAAGAAGUUCGUAAAUCUUAUUUCGAAAUAGAUAGACAGUUAAAGCCUAAAAUAAAAUGUUUGACCAACGAACUAAAGAUACCUGAAGUUGAUGAAUCGUCGUUGGUCCUUCAUUGUUUAAAGGUGCCGCAGUUUUUACAAAGAAUGGAGAAAAGAGCACGUGAAAGAGAAGAAAAACAUGCUAUGAUACGAGAAAGACGUAAACAAAUGGAAGAAGAUAGAAUUAGACUGAAGCAACAGGAAGAAUUAUCAAAGGCCGAAAUGGAUAAAGAAGAAAAACUUAGGAGGAUUACAGAAUUGCGUGAAAAAAGAAAAAAGGAUAAAAUAGAAAGCAUUAGACGGAAGCAAUACACUGAAAGAAUGAGAGCUCUUAGAGUGAUGGCUGACCUACACUACGAGAGAUAUUUAAUGGUUAAUUAUGCUAUCAGACCAUUAAAAAAGCUAUUAGAAAUAAAACGAUACAACGUAGAGAUGGCGGAGUCACAUUAUAAUUUCCAACUAAAGAAAAACGUAUUCUUAAAUUUCAUGUGGUAUACAGAAGAUAUGGUUUUCGAAAGAAAUUAUGUGGCACAAAAUUUUUACCGAAAAAAAGUACUAAGAAAAUACUUUGAAGGAUUUAAGAAGAAUCAUUAUGAAUUCGUUUUGAAAAUGCAAGUAGCCGUGGAUUACUAUGACUACUACGUUACUAAUUUUAUGUUUCGAAAAUUUAAAGAAGGAAUAAAUGUUUUACGAAAGGAGUUUGAAAUUAAAGUUCAAAGAGCUGAUGCAUACUAUGAAAGUAAUCUCCUGUUUAAGACUUUUACAUGUUGGCGUACGUUGCCGGCUUUGAACGCACUCAAGAGAGAGCAAGAGGCGAGGAAAGCCAAAUGGAGACAGAAGGUUUUACAAGUCGUCCCUGAUUACACUCCGCCGGAUGACUGACUGAUUACCUUAUCUUAUUGUUUCACUGUUUUAAGGUGUUGCAAUCAAAAUUAAAGUUAUCUACUAUUUCACAAUAGUAGCUACGUUUUUUGUCAUAGUCGAUAUUUCAAUUAAACCAAUUAUUGCUUAAUUACUUUACUUUACACUAUAGAGUAUACUAAAUAGUAGGUACUUAAGGGGCAUGAUUGUUGGAAUAAGGGUCACUAGACUGCCUAGUUUUAUGUCAAUUAUUUUAAUAAUGAAACUAAGUCUAACUAAAGUCUACGCUACCAUCUCUAAUUAUAGGUACUUUUUAUAUAAACAUAUAUAUGUCUAACUUGUCAAAAAAAGUUGAACGCCUAGCUUAGCGUUAGCUUUAGGCGUAAUUUAAUUAAUAUUAUUUUUACAGAGUCUAAUAAAAACAGUAUUGGAUA
Messenger RNA from Bombyx mori (domestic silkworm), 2774 nucleotides. Its product is annotated as coiled-coil domain-containing protein 191. The transcript is spliced from 8 exons. Lineage: Eukaryota; Metazoa; Arthropoda; Insecta; Lepidoptera; Bombycidae. The record is from RefSeq and is a predicted model, not a curated record. Bases 928 to 2361 code for a protein of 477 amino acids.